AUGGCCGUUGAAGAUAUGAAUGCAUGUGCAGAAUGUGGCUAUACGACGAACAAUUUUGCCGAAUUUACUGAGCAUAUCGAACAGCACGAAAGCGAGCAGCUCUGUCUUCUUCAACAACAACAACAACAACAGCAACAACAGCAGCUUCAACAAGAUGACAGCAUUAUUCGAAGCGAUCAUCAAACCAGCAAUCAGCAGGAAUGGUCUUGUGAGGAUGUAGCUGAUGAAUCGGCGACAACUAUCUCAUCACCCGAACAGUCUCCACUGAUCACCUACGGUGUCUUAUCACGUUCGUUAUCACCUUUAUCAGCUGUCAGUAAUCCGACUACAACUGCCACUUCGAAACGAAUCACCAAUUCAACCUCUGCAACUGCAACCGCUUUAACAACAAACAAUCAUAAUGGCAGUAAUAGUAAUAAAACAGUGCAUUCAUGCCCGCACUGUAAUUUCACAACGUUUAUGUCGCAACAUAUGAAAAGUCAUUUGGAAGCGCACGAACGUCAUCAAGGACAAAUGUAUCAGUGUGAUAUAUGUCACAUGCAAUUCAGCCAGAAAGCAAAUAUGCAUCGGCAUCGUAUGCGACAUUCGGGUGUUAAACCCUACCAAUGCAGAUAUUGCUUAAAGAAGUUCUUUCGUAAAGAUCAGAUGCAAGAGCAUUCAAUGACGCACAUAAAAACGGGUGCUGAUUUCGAUUGCCCAGUCUCAAUGUGUGAUCAACAAUUCAGUCAGCAUUCGGGUCUUCGCAAUCAUUUAGACGAAAUGCAUACGAUAUCACCAUCGUCACCAGCCUCAUGUAAACGCUGCUCACUGCUGUUCUCGAACUCUCGACGCCUUUUACUACAUUACCAAACGAAGCAUGAUGAGGGCGAUACCUCUGGUAUUGUUGUGAUGCCAUCUGGCGAAGUGCUCGGCACUAACACGUCGUUGUCAUCAUCCUCCUUAUUCAGAACUGCUUCUGACUCAACCAGCAGUACUGGAUCAAUGCCUACUGCUAGUUCUGUUGCAAAUGCACCUCCAGUCGCUAAGAAACGACGCUCAUCAACUUUUGCUUCAUCAUCACUACCAACACAAACCAUUAAUAGUAGUUGUAGUAGUAGUAGUAGUAGUAGUAGCACUAGUAGCACUAGUAGCACUAAUGCGAAUGAAAAUAAGAGUAAUGAGAACAGUGAUAAUAACAAGAAUGGUAAUCCUCUUAUGAAUCCACCAACAGCUAUCGACACUAGCAGCCUAUCAAUAUCGCAGAAUAUAUCAGCUGCAAUACGCCAUCAACUGAAACUUAUCCAACAACAAGACUACAGUUUGAAUGCACUCGAAAAGAAGUUAGCCUAUUGUCAAGAUUAUGAACAAAAUCCCUAUACGGUUACUAAUGAAGAACUGUUAAUGUCGUUAUCGAAUGCUGCCACACUACCGUCAAUGUUCAGUGAUGCAAAAGCUGAAGCUGCAAUGCAACUGUGGACUCGUGAAGGGAACAGUGCAAGUAGUAGUGAUAAUACAGAAGAGCAGUCUCAUUCACCAUCGGUCGAUAGCAGUAGUAGUGCAGUGGAUGGUGAGAUUGGCGAUAAAGAACAACAGGUAAUAUUUCAGGAAUGCAUGCAUUGUGGAAUGAUAUUUCUGGAUCAAACAUUGUAUUUGCUUCAUAAAGGGUUACACUCUGAUUCUGACCCAUGGAAGUGCAACCUUUGUGGGCAUCCAUGUGGCGACAAAUAUAUGUUCACAACGCAUGUGAUCAGUUCGGAUCAUAGUUGUUGA
This is a messenger RNA of Anisakis simplex (herring worm), 1749 nucleotides long. The record is from the annotation of a GenBank genome assembly. Lineage: Eukaryota; Metazoa; Nematoda; Chromadorea; Rhabditida; Anisakidae.